This is a messenger RNA of Amoebophrya sp. A25, 1119 nucleotides long. NCBI's taxonomy places the organism in Eukaryota, Dinophyceae, Syndiniales, Amoebophryaceae. The record is from the annotation of a GenBank genome assembly.
AUGGUAUGCACCAGGGUGGCAUGGGUCAGCAGAUGCCGCACCCGAAUAGUAUGCACAUGCGGAACCCUAUGGGACACCAAAUGCCCACGAUGCAUGCUGGUGGUGUUCGCUCCAGUACCCCUGCCAACAUGCCUGGUCCGUCCACUGGGCCCAUGGUUGCGCCAAGUAUGCAGAUGUCGAAUCGUCUCCGCAACACGCAUGAGAUGGGGCAGGGUACUAAACGGGAAAGCUACAGAUUAUUUAGAUGCGCUUUGGAUGGUUUUUCUGAAGUUGGUUCUUGAAGUAGAAAAUGCUGAGUAUUCCCAUUUGAUGCUCGUUAUAUGGUAGGACUUUACCGAGUUUCAUCUUAGUUUCCAGCUCUUAAUUCUCAUCUCCCUUCACUCCUUCAUCAAAAGUCGCUACUCCAGGUCUUUCCCUGGCGAGCGUGUCAGACAGUCAGCGCGAGCGAACGGAUCGCCGCUCUUCUCGUCCAACUGCUGCUGCACCUGAGGUUCCGCCUGAGACCUGAGACGUUGUUUCCGUCCGCUGACAAACCAGCUGUUGAACCAGCAAAAGAGGAGACCAAGCCGGAAGCUGCUGGAGAAGACUCUCUGCUGGACCGCAUGGAGGCAGCGCCCAAGGAAGACGCCGCUCUUGUCGUGGAUUAAUUAGUGGAAUUUAACCAGUUAGGAUAAGACAACUGAGAAUAUUCAACGAUAUAAGUUCAUCAGAGAAAUUGGCUGUUUACAUUAUUUAGAUCGUGACUACUAGCAAUUCAGUACCUAACGAGAUUGAAGCUCAAGCUUUUCGAUGAUGUGAGAAAACUGAGGCACUUUACGAGUAAUUUUGAGAUUUGAGUGGGAGAAAGUGAGUAUAGAAGUAUCGUUUUGCAUUAUCAACAAGUAAGCUGCAUUCAUUUCGUUUCUGCAGUGAAAAAACGAGGGACAUCGUGACACAUGAGCACAAUCUUGAAAACAUCUGGGAGCGUGAGGACAGCUUUGGACACUCUUCUUACGACAAGCAGGAAAAGACACCAAAGUUAUUUUGUACAUGAGUUACGCCAUAAGAAACCGAACAUCGAAACCCUUGCGCCGUCUGAAGUGCAGCUCUGUAAUGUCGCAAGAUGUCGGGCCGGGGAGG